Phyllostomus hastatus (greater spear-nosed bat) is the source of this 1659-nucleotide messenger RNA. Its product is annotated as E3 ubiquitin-protein ligase RNF4-like. Gene Ontology annotation, molecular function: transcription factor binding. The coding region runs from base 634 to 1203 and encodes 189 amino acids. Gene Ontology annotation, biological process: positive regulation of transcription by RNA polymerase II. The transcript is spliced from 2 exons. The record is from RefSeq and is a predicted model, not a curated record. NCBI's taxonomy places the organism in Eukaryota, Metazoa, Chordata, Mammalia, Chiroptera, Phyllostomidae.
GGGAAAACCCCAGUGCUUUCUGCUACCCAGUUGGCGGGAAUAGGUGCUGUGACUCCUCAGCUUGUCACUUGGACUCUUUUUCUCAGGGCGCCACCGCCAGCCUGGGUGCAUUAGAGGUGCGUACCGCCUGCUGGGCUGUCCUCUCCCUCUGCUUCCUUCUAUUUAUUGGCUCUCCCUGGCUCUGUGACUCCAGUCAGCCUUCCCUGCCUAGUGAAGCCAGGCACCCUGGUUCAGCGUGGUCAGCUGUUGGGACUGGACCGGGAAGCCGCGGAGAUCCCCGAACGACGUGCACCACUUGAGCACACGCUUCCUGCUCCAUUAUCUCUGGAUAGCUAUCUGGGCACGGUGAAGCGGAAAGCAGGCCAUUGUUAAAAAUUCAGAUUGAGUUGUCUUAUAAGUGGCUCCUAGACGAUUCACUCCCCUCAUCCCUAAGAGAGCACAGCAAUUGUGGAGGUGGAUACAGGACUGGAACCAAAAUCACUGUUCAGAUAUGUCCAAAAAUCUGGAUUCUAAAUUCUUAUGUAAGUCAGAGAGUGACUGACCAACAGCUGUGAGACACGGAGGGCUUUAACAGUCACUGUAAAUGUUGGCAUAGGUCACUUAUUGCUCUGAAGACUGGAUCCAAAAAGCACGAUGAAUGCAAGUACAUGUGAUACUAGCACCAUGAAUUCCAGAGAAGCUGGAGAAUUUUAUAUAACUGGGGAAGAAGGCCCAACUGCUGAGAUAAUCUUGGGAGCAGAACUGAUUGAAGUUGGAGAAAGUGAUGAAGUGGUCGACCUCACCUCUGAAUCUCUAGAACCUGCAGUGAUUGACUUAACUCACCAUGACUCUGUUGUGAUUACUGAGGAAAGGAGGAGGCCAAGUAGAAACAGAAGGUCAUUCCAAAGCCAAAUUGGCAUCUGUGCAGAGAGCAGUGAAAAGAAGGGGUUGACGAGGAACAGAGAUGUAAAUGUGACCAACAGUGCUCACCGUAGUGCCCCGGAAAAAGAAACUUUAAGUUGCACACUGCCUGGCUAUAUUCAGUGCCGAAUUUGUAUGGAUGGGUACUUGGAGAUUGAAAUGAGUAGACAACACAUUUACUCUACAGAAUGUGGCCACAUCUUCUGUAGUCGGUGCCUCUGCACUUUUCUUCAAUAUACUAAAAAUUGCCCGGUUUGUUUGAAAAAAAUUGACCGCCAUCAAUACCAUCGCAUUUACAUAUGAUUUGUGUUGUGCUGCUCAGGACAGACAAACCCCCUGACUGGAUUUUUCCAUGUCCUUGUCCAGAAACUAUGGAGUUUUGGCAUCCAAUGUUCUGAGCUCAAAAAGCCUGAUUUUAAAAAUUGCUUUCUGGAGUGUAGGAAAACCCUUUUAUUUUUCACAAACUAUGAGACUGCCUUUUGAUUCCUUUGGUUUCAUGCUGCAGGGCUGGACUUCUGUUGUUAUAGUGAAUCAGAGAAUGGUGGAUGUCCUCAAAACAAUUUUCCCUUCUUUUCUCAUAGUAAUCAAUUUUUAACUGGCCACAUGUGGGCAUUUUGGAUCAUGUAAGUAAGAGCAACAUCCUAGAGAUGGAGGAGCAAGUAGACAGAAGGCAGCCGGGAGACUACCGACUCUGCAAACAAGAGCCACAAUAUAAGUUUGGACUUUUAUGUAAGAUAAAUAAACUUCAUUCUUGCUUAA